AUGUCGUCCAGUAAUAAGGGUAAGAUAGACGAUCAUAGACGAAAAUGGGAUGUUGAUAAGUUUGAAAAGCUUGCAAAAGAAAGAGCUGAUGGCUACGACAAGGAUGAUAAACAUGAUAAAUCAUCUAUUCCUGUCAAGCGAGAAUUAUUAAAGGAACGCGAUUAUGAAGUUGAUUUAGAUUCUAAGGUCGGCAAGUCGAUAGUGAUAACAAAGACAACACCGUCAUCUCUAUCUGGAGGGUAUUACUGUAAUGUUUGCGACUGUGUUAUUAAAGAUUCUAUGAAUUUUCUCGAUCAUAUCAAUGGCAAAAAACAUCAAAGAAAUUUGGGUAUGUCAAUGCGCAUUGAAAGAUCAUCCCUUGAAGAUGUCAAGAAUAGAUUUGCAUCAAACAAGAGAAAGAAACUUGAAGUAAAAAAAACUUAUGAUUUUGAAGCUCGAAUACAGGAAUUAAAGGAAGAGGAGGAAAAAAUGAAAGCUACUAAAAAAGAGAGAAGGAAAGAAAAGAAGAUGCGUCCAAGUAAUAAUAGUGAUGAUGAAGGUGGCGAUAUAGAUCCUGAAAUGGCAGCAAUGAUGGGAUUUAGUGGUUUUGGAUCUACGAAAAAGUGA
Molecule: messenger RNA, 606 nt
Organism: Trichoplax adhaerens
Lineage: Eukaryota; Metazoa; Placozoa; Uniplacotomia; Trichoplacea; Trichoplacidae
Exons: 8
Coding region: 1-606 (201 amino acids)
Biological process (GO): mRNA splicing, via spliceosome
Cellular component (GO): nucleus; spliceosomal complex; U4/U6 x U5 tri-snRNP complex
Molecular function (GO): nucleic acid binding; zinc ion binding
Source: RefSeq, a predicted model, not a curated record